Molecule: messenger RNA, 2336 nt
Organism: Penaeus chinensis
Lineage: Eukaryota; Metazoa; Arthropoda; Malacostraca; Decapoda; Penaeidae
Exons: 3
Coding region: 156-1796 (546 amino acids)
Source: RefSeq, a predicted model, not a curated record
CCUUCACAAUUAGUCCGCUGAGUAUGCCGAGCUGUGGCCACGUUCAGUACCCUUGUCCGUUGCGAAUCAAAGUGAAGUGAAAUUCGAGGUAGUUCGGUAGUCACUGCGACGUAAGACAGACGUAAGGGGGUUGAAUAGCGGAAGUGGUGGUUGCGAUGAAAGGACUGGCCGUUGGGACGUUUCUGCUGGUGGUUGCUGUGGUUAUUUACACGCAACCGAAGCUGACGGAGGCCAAGGAAUCUCACGGAAGCUGCUCAAGAGGAGGAGGAUCUCGCGCCGGAUCUUGCGUUGAUGGUGCAGGAGCCGGAGCAGACAGGCGGACGCGGCUGACAGGACACAAUAAACAAACACAGGAAGGAAAAUAUGCUAAAUCCGUGGAAAGCCGAAAGCUCAAGAGAGAAAACCCAGGAGACAGGAGAGAGGAGAAAAUAGUUGGGAAUAAGAGAAAGGGAGAGGUAAAGGAGGCAAAGUCUAGAAGGGGGAAGGGAAAGAAGGAUAAAUACGGAGGGAAGAAAGCAAAGGAGAACAAAUGGACGAAGAACAAGGACAAACAACACGCGAGGAAGGUUAAUAAUGGCCAAAAUCGAGGAGUGAAAGGCACAGAAGAACGAAAGAGGAAGGAGAAGAGAGCCACGAAGAACGAAAAAAAAGCAGAAGAGACAAAGAAGAAAGAAUCACUAAAAGGGAAGACCAAUAAAGCAAGGAAGAACGAAAAAAUCGAAGAAGAAAACAAAACCAAUGGACUAAAACAUGAAGGAAAAAAGGCUACAGGUCAACAGGCCGACUCUCAAAGCAAAGAAAACGGAACUCCGGCUAGUGAAGGGGUAACUGAACCAAAAAUCGAUUCUUUGACGAUGCCCACUAACCCAGAGAAUAACGAAGAGAUCCAAGACAUUUCGAAAGGGAAUCUGCAAAACGAAGGAGGGAAAGGUGCAAAUGAUGCCCGUAGAAUAUACAAACCAAGUCUCCUGUCAGUGGCUAUGGAAUUCGACUCAUCUGAAAUGGAAGAAUAUGAAGAACUCGAAGCGCACGGCAUAGAAAACGGGGUGACCAGAGGCGAGGAGGCCUUCGACGGCAGAAAGAAAAUGAAAAAAUCCGUAGAUAAGGAUGCAGGGAAGAGUGAUAAAGAUGGGAAUGACACGGACGAAGAUGAUAAGAACGGCGGUACCGAAAGCGAUAUACAUGGCAGCCCAGGAAAAGGUGGAAACAACGAAAACGAAGAUGAAAAUGUGACGAAUAGUGAGACGCCGAAGGAUGAGACAAAUGAAUCACAAAAUACGUCACAAGGAAAUGAAAAUUCCGAAACAAAUGAAAAUUCCGGAGCAAAGGAACUGAAUUCAAAUCAAGAUAAUCCCGAAGCAAAUGAAGGAAAUUCCGAAACACACAAAGAUAAUUCCGAAGCGAAUGAAGGUAAUCCCGAAGCAAAUAAAGAUAAUUCCGAAGCAAAUGAAGAUAAUUCCGAAGCAAAUAAAGAUAAUUCCGAAACAAAUGUAGAUAAUUCCGAAGCAAAUAAAGAUAAUUCCGAAACACAUAAAGAUAAUCGCGAAGCGAAUGAAGAUAACUCAGAGACAAAUAAGAAAAAUUCCCAAGCAAACAUGGACAAUUCUCAAGAUACAGAGACCACAACAGGUGACGCCAAGGAUACAAAGGGGGAGAGUAAACAUCAUGAUAACGAAGGGAAUAGAGACGAUAAUUUGAUAACGAAGGACGAAGAAGUGAGGAAAAUAGACGCCGGGUACAUGCUUCACGUUGGCGCCGAGUUUGAUUCUUCACAAAUGGAAGAGAAUUUGGAAUAAGGCGGAGGUAAUAGCGGAUAAAAGGAAGCAAAGAGAUAAUUGCGGAUAAAAGGAGGCAAAGACAUAAAAGCGGAUAAAACGAGGCAAAGACAUAAAAGCUGAUAAAAGGAGGCAAAGACAUAAAAGCGGAUAAAACGAGGCAAAGACAUAAAAGCUGAUAAAAGGAGGCAAAGACAUAAAAGCGGAUAAAACGAGGCAAAGACAUAAAAGCGGAUAAAACGAGGCAAAGACAUAAAAGCUAAUAAAAGGAGGCAAAGAUAUAAAGAGAGGGAAAAGAUAAUUGAUGAUAAGAGGAGGAAUAAAGAUAAGAAGCAAGAGAAGAUUGAGGACAUGUGAUUUUUACUUAAUUCUCCAAUGAAGGUCAUUUACUUUUAUUAUACCUUUUUCCCGUUACGUGAUGUAUGAUUUACGAGUAACUAUAAUGUCCAUUUGUUUAUAAAUUUCUUAAAAGUUUUUUUUUUAUGUUCACCAAUUACAAUGUGAUUUGGAAGUAAAAUUUGUAAUGUGAAUUGUUUAGGCUUUAAUAAAGUGACAUGAAUA